UGAGGAAAAGCGGUCAGUCACGUGCCUGUUGUAAUUGUAUUAAUAAGUUUUUCUAAAGUUAUAUGCUAUACUUGGAAUUGGAAUGAAAAGUGAAGAUCAGCUUGUGCAACUUGUCUUAUUGACGGGCAAUACCUAUAAGAAUCGGUUCUCUUGAACAAUUCCUUUAUGUGAGUCGGGUCAACGGAAUUGCAAAUACGAACUAAUCAAGAGUUUAGCCUUUUUUCUGAUCUUGUUUUCGUUACUACUUUAUUUAAUGAGUAAUAUAUUUUUAAAGGGCGGCAUGGUGGUUAAUACUGUCGUCUUGCCACCCCAGGGUCUAGGUUCAAUUCCCGCCUCAGGUCUGUAUGCAUGGAGUUUGCAUGUUCUCCCCGGGUUUUUUUUAGGGGGGAGGGGGGUUCCUCCCAUAGUCCAAUGCAGUUUAGUUCAGCUGGCGUUUCCAUAUUACGCAUAGUGUGUAAAUGUGUGUGUGCCCUGUGUGUGAUGGAUUGGCACCCUAUCCAGGGUUCUUCUGGGAUAUGACCACAGGAGAUCCUAUGUCCCCUGGGAUAGGCUCCAGGCCCCCAUGACCCUGUAUACAGGAUAAAGUGGUAUGACGAUGAGUUGAUUGCUCAAGGAAAAGAUCAGUGGUGCUGAAGGAACAAAGCUGGAUGAAGAUUUUAUCAGAAUGGAAAAGAAAACUGAAAUCACCAAUAAGCUGAUUGUUGAACUUUUAGCAAAAACCACAGAAUUCCUUCAGCCAAACCCAGCAUAUAGAGCAAAACUCAGUAUGCUCAGUAAAAUGUCCAGGAUUCGUGGAAAUGUAAGACCGGUUGGAUACCCACAUACAGAAGGAAUAUUGGGGGACUGUAUGUUAAUCUAUGGUGCUGAACUCGGGGUUGACUCUGCAUUUGGUAGUUCACUGGUGGACGUGGGACAGGCAUUAAAGCAGAUGGCCGAAGUAAGAGACUGCAUGGACGUGCGUGUGAAACGCUGCUUUAUCAAUCCACUUAAGUUGCUGCAGGAGAAAGAACUUAAGGAAAUUGCAUUUCAUCUGAAAAAACUUGAGGGUCGACGUUUAGAUUUUGACUACAAGAAAAGUUCCAAAAGAAGGUUUGAAGAGGCUGAGCUUAAACAGGCAUUAGACAAGUUUGAGGAAUCCAAAGAGCUGGCAAAAAGAAGCAUGUUCAACUUUUUAGAAAAUGAUGUGGAUCAAAUACGACAGCUGUUAGGCCUCGUUGAAGCAUCGAUGAACUACCAUCAGCAAUCCCUUAGCAUUCUGGAGAACCUCAGAAGCGGUCUGCAAAACAAGAUUGCUGCUACUAGCAACAGACCAAAGCGGGAGCUCAUAUCAAUGUCUAACGCAAGUACAAUGCGUUGCACGGACACUUGUGUCUUUCCCACAACCUCAUCUUAUGACGCUGAAGUACCUCAGGAGCUAAGUGAAAAAAGCAACUGUAAUCUUCCAAUGGACCAACCUUGCUGUAAGGCACUUUUCACCUUCAGUCCUGAAAAUCAACACGAGUUAGGCUUCAAGAAGGGCGACAUCAUUAUUCUUACUAGCCAGGUAGAUGAGAACUGGUGUGAAGGGCUGCUUAAUGGGCAGACUGGCUUUUUUCCUGUCAAUUAUGUUGAGAUCCUUGUGCCACUGCCAAAGUGACAACCAGUCCCCAGUGCACUGAGCCAUUACAUAAACUUUUCAACUUUCUGGGGCUUGGUUGAAGCUGUGCGUUUUAUUGAUCAACACCUUUAUCUAAAGAAGUGUAUUAUCUGUCUAUUCUUACACUAUGAAAGUAUAUCUAUAUAUUGUCUUGAUCUCUUCCUUAUAUUUUAUUUUUAUAUUAAAUGAAAAAUGAAGCAAUGACUAGUUUACAACUAUUAAAAGUUGAUUGGUUGUAUGAGAGUAAGGGCAAUAUGAAUAUUUCUUUACUGUGGUAUUAAAGAGGUUGCAAGUAACCAAGUACAAAUACUUUGUUACUGUACUUUUAUCUAUACUUGGAGCAUUUUGCAUAUGUGACACUUCUUACUUAUACUCACUAAAUUUUAUUGAUUACUAGCCUGUACUUUUACUCACUACAUUUUAAAUAGAGACUAGUUGCUUUUCAGAUCACAAUCACACAAAAGUGCAUUGAUUGUCUAAUCUAAACAUAAGCGUUUACACUGUCACUCACACCAUGCCAUGACCUAACAGGAACAAAAAAUUCCACAAAUCCUAGUUUACAGAGCGCUGAUAGGUUAGCAAAAUAAAUUGAUUGACAGUUAUCUGGACAAUGGAUCCCAUCCACUUGGUCUCUGGGCUGUAGAUUAUUUGGCUCUUUUAUCAAGCAUCUCAAACAGGCUAACUUGUUAUGGUAAGAUUAAAAAUGAUCUAGGUAAUCUAGGUGAUCUAGGAAAAGAGAUGUGAAUUCUUAUGUGUUUGGUUAGUGUUUUACGGCAAUAACAACUUGUUUUUUUAUAACAAGCUUAUAAUGUUUUGGUGCAUUGUUUAUUAUAUUUUCUAUGUUUGUAGUAUGUCUGUGUUUAAUUGCGUAGACUACUUGCAUUAUAGACGAUAGCAAUGGAAGCGACUAGCUAGUUUACCGAAGUAAUGAAAGGGAUUAACGGUUCUGCUCGCCAUGUGUUUAAUUAAUGUCAAAACUUGUCACUAUCAACCUGUCCUGGACCUUCUUUCCGUUAGACAGAGCAUAUUUGUCUGGCUUGUCCAUUUUUUCAAGGCAUAUUGCCAAGGACAACAUCACUGGCUAUUAAAAGGUAAAAUCUUUAAUUACAAAGCAUCAUUGUCAGUGAUCUCUCCUUUUCUAUUAUUAGCAUAAUUGGGUGUAAUAUGCUUGUGCAGUGGUUGCUCCUCUCUGCCCAGCCAAACAACCAGUCAAAUAAUUGAUUUAUUUUUUUAACAAAUUGGCCAAAAAUUAUUUAUCUCUUGUAAUACCUACAAGAUUUUAUAAAUUUGUAAAUCAACUGAAAAUAGCCAAUGAAUUGUAUAUUUAUUUAUUCAACAUUAAUUUAUGUAUAUUUUAAAAUAAAGUAAAAAAAUGAAGUGCUACUUCUACUUGUAGUAAAGUAAAUUUUUAGACAAAUAGUUGUACUUUUACAUAAGUAUUGAGUUAGUGUACUUCUGCCACUCUGCGGAUUAAAACAUAAUUUACUAUCUUCCUAAUUAAGUGAAUGUAGUUUCUGUAUAUAGUCUUGCCACACUGUACUAAGAAUGUAUGCAAUUAUGAAGCAAUAUUGAUAUAGCAAAAUUAUGUGUUGUUGUAUGAUGUAUUUUUUUUAUUAUGACCAUAUUAAAACCUGUGGUAUGUGAUUAAUUAUGUAAGCAUUUGCUACUUGCUUUAGAGAAUAACAGUAUAUAUGAUACAAAUGGAUUAAUCAAAUAUGCUUUAAACAGAUAACAUCACUAUAGUGUGAAUGUGAAUAUUCCUGUCCACAUAGUGACUUUUUGGACAUGGUUUUAGUGAUUUUAUUAAUGCCUAGCAACAAAUCUAACCUUAAUAACUUCUCUGCACUCAGUACGAGUCUCCAGCUCAUAAUGAACUUGAACCCUAAAUGAGUUGUACUUAUGCAAGCCGGCCACCAACCAAUUACUUAUCCCUAAGUCCUAUAUACCUAUCCCUGUUUGUCCAAAUGAAAUAACUUUACUUUGUUAUAAAGUAAUAAAGCAUGUUAU
Molecule: messenger RNA, 3643 nt
Organism: Clarias gariepinus (North African catfish)
Lineage: Eukaryota; Metazoa; Chordata; Actinopteri; Siluriformes; Clariidae
Gene: sh3gl3b
Product: SH3-domain GRB2-like 3b
Exons: 10
Coding region: 665-1636 (323 amino acids)
Biological process (GO): synaptic vesicle uncoating
Cellular component (GO): cytoplasm; glutamatergic synapse; presynapse
Molecular function (GO): protein binding
Source: RefSeq, a predicted model, not a curated record